Molecule: messenger RNA, 705 nt
Organism: Somion occarium
Lineage: Eukaryota; Fungi; Basidiomycota; Agaricomycetes; Polyporales; Cerrenaceae
Source: the annotation of a GenBank genome assembly
AUGCCUCAAGUUGUGAAUGUUGCAAUGCAUUUUGCCAAGGGCCCACUAUUAUCUAGACAUACCUUGGCAUAUCUACGACAGGUAUUCCCUGUGACCUGGCGCUUCACCUAUGGUCACAAUGAUCGCCCAGUACUUGACCCGUGCCUUCAUGCGAAGCCGCCGAAUUUCAAAUCGUUGAGAAUAAAAGGUGAUGCAUUAUUAAAGUAUGACGCUUCAACACUGCCCCUUCCCCCUUCUACCACCUUCAAAGUAAUUGGAUAUGUUCCUAGGCAAGAUAGUCGCCGGAGUAAUGGUACCGGCGAGUUUCAAAAGAACACCGGUCCUGUUGUACUCGCUCCGGUCUUGAUUGAUGUUGUCGAGGAAGAAGAACCGGACGGGCGUGCAGGCGGGUUAGACUCGGGCUUGCUGAAGGAGACAAACGUCUGCGACUGCGCUUGCAUGGUGAAGGUCGAGGCUUCGAAGAUAAUAUUGAAUUGCUUGAGACGGUGGGGAUGGAGGGGCGGGUGUGAGCAACUUGGUGUAGGAAGAGAACAUCACUCGUUUUGUUUGUGGAAAGCAGGACAAACUGCGCCCCCCGAGUGCGAUGCCAGUGAGAAAGGAAUACUGCGAUAUCUCCUCAACUUGGGCAACUUGGGCGGGUUUCACGAUUUUAAUCCGUCUGCUGAUCGCCACACAGCCGCUCUAAAGUCGAAACACGGCAUGUGA